Messenger RNA from Iphiclides podalirius (scarce swallowtail), 1929 nucleotides. NCBI's taxonomy places the organism in Eukaryota, Metazoa, Arthropoda, Insecta, Lepidoptera, Papilionidae. The record is from the annotation of a GenBank genome assembly.
AUGUCUAACCCGGCUCCCAUCGAAAACGGCAUUGGCGAUGAUGCUCGUGGCACCACAUAUUUCUUCUCCAGAGGUAGAUCCAGCGCUUCGCUAUGUCAACGGAUAGGAUUAUUCAUUUCCAUUUAUUGGAAAUCAAUUAUAGUGGUCAUAACACCACUUAUUUUAUUACCAAUACCAAUUUUAAACGCAGACUCGGAAUCUGCAAAGGCCUACAGAUGUAUGUACGUGGUACUGAUAAUGGCGACGUAUUGGGUGCUGGAGCUGCUCCCGUUGCCCGUGACGUCGAUGCUGCCCAUCGUUCUGUUCCCAACGAUGGGCAUCCUGGACUCGGACAGGACGUGCGCGGCGUACAUGAAGGAGACGAAUAUGAUGUUCAUGGGUGGGCUCAUGAUCGCCGCCGGAGUUCAACACUCGAAGCUGCCGAAGAGGGUGGCCCUGUGGACCGUCCAGGUCGUUGGCUGCUCGCAUAGAAGGUUGAACUUCGGUCUUACGUUUGUGACUAUGUUCAUAUCAAUGUGGGUCUCCAACGCGGCCGCUACAACGAUGAUGGUGCCCAUCGUGGAGGCCAUACUUGAGGUUUUGGAGCAGCAAGGAUUGGGAGACGUCUACGUCAACAAGAAGAGGAACGCGUUGCCCGAGAACGGCAAAGACGUGAAGCCGGCUGCGAGCGGGAAUUCUGAGGAAGAGGCGCCGAUGCCGAGCGACAUCACGGUCUGCUACUACCUGAGCAUCGCAUACGCCUCCACGCUGGGCGGCAGCGGCACCUUGGUUGGCACCGCCACCAACAGCGCCUUCAAGGGCAUCUUCGACUCGGAAUUCCCAGAGGUGUCGGGCUCUGUGAAUUUCUUCUGGUUCAUGGCCUACAGCACCCCUCCUAUGCUGCUGAUGCAGCUUCUUGUUUGGCUGUCGCUGCAGGUCACUUUCAUGGGAAUGUUCAGACCGAACAGUGAGGCUGCCAAGAACGUUAACAAGGCCUCUUCAGGGUCGUUCACCACGAUGAAGGUGAUCAAGGACCAAUAUAGGAACCUGGGGCCUGUCACCUUCCACGAGAAGGCCUCGGGCGCUCUGUUCAUCCUGGCUGUGUUCUUGUACAUAUUUCGCAAACCGGGCUUUAUGCCCGGUUGGGCCGAUGUCAUCACCACAAUGAAGGUGAAGGACGGCGUUACAUCCAUGUUCAUUGUCGUGCUGAUGUUCAUCCUGCCGAUGUCUAUGGACUUCAUCAAGUUCUUCUCCUCGUCCGCCUCGUAUGAAGAGCUGGCAGCCUCCAAACCGUCCUCUGGUGUCGUCACGUGGGGCAUCUUGAAGGAGAAGAUCCCGUGGGGCCUCUUGUUCCUAUUGGGCGGCGGCUUCGCGCUGGCGGAGGGCAGCAAGGCCACAGGCCUGUCGUCGAUGGCGGGCUCGUCGCUCUCGUCGCUCAACGGGCUGCCACCGCCGCUGGUGCUGCUGGUGGUGGUGCUGGCGACGCAGUUCAUCACCGAGUUCACGUCCAACGUGGCCAUCGCCAACCUCAUCCUGCCCGUGCUGGCGAACAUGGCGCGCAGCCUGGGCAUGGACCCGCGCUACCUGAUGGUGCCGGCCACGCUGGCCUGCUCCAUGGCCUUCCACAUGCCGGUGGGCACGCCGCCCAACGCGAUCGUCGCCGGCGUCGCCCACAUACCCACCUCCAAGAUGGCGGUGGGCGGCAUCGGGCCGAAGAUCAUCACGACGCUAAUCAUCUGGGGCGCGUACCCCACGUGGGGCUCGCUCAUCUUCAAGGCGGAGGACAUCAGCGCGCUGGGCUCUGCGGGGGCGAAGCCCGAGCCCGGCCUGAGGCUCUCCUGCGACGCCACGCCGGCCAGCCUGCUGCUGGCGCCCAGCUUCAACUGCACCGGCGGCUCGGCGCUGCCCAGCGGACUCAUCAACUGCUCCUACACCCCGCUCGCCGAAAGC